GCUGCACAAAAAUGGUGAACGACAGGUGCGUCGCUGCGUUUAAGCCCGGAUGCAUGUGUCAGUGCGGCGGUAUGUGCGCUGGACGACCCGCUGCUGCUGCUGCUGCUGCAGCUGCAGAGUGGCUGCUUGGUCAGCAGCAAAGAUGUAUUGAUGAAGUAUGCAUAAACAUCCUUUGGGUUCCUUGAAUCGAGGGAUGUUGCAGUGAGGAUGCUAACGCAGUAAUAGAUGGGAGUACUUUGAAGGUACAACACUUCCUUGUGGGACUGCCAGCAUUUAUAUUCCUGGGGUUUAAGCCUCAGAAUGGAGGGGGGUUCUUCUCAGUCUCUUGCACCAGAGUGACCAUCAGUACAUUUUUCACUUUAGUGGAGCAUGGCAACCUCUUUUUUCUCUUUUAAAUCAGGUUCAGCCAAGCAUUUUUUUAUUAAAUUCCCCAAAUUUGUAUUGAAUUUUUGUCACUAUAUCAACAUUUUCCUCACAUUUUAAACCAUAAAGCAAAAACAUUAGACUGUAAAUGUUCAUUUGGAAGCAUCGUUUUCCACUUUUACUAAGCAAUUGCAUUCAUUUUAGAAUACACACCCAUUUGAGCACACAGAAUCUACUUUUUCUUCCAUUUUGGAGAUGUUUGUCACAUAAUUAAUCCAGUAGUAAUCUAAGGGAGAUAGAGGUGAAUAGUCAGAAAACACACUCACGUGCAUGCACACACUAACACACAUGCACCUUACAGCCAUUCUGUCAGCAAGAAAAUGGGAACACUGGUAAUGAAGGCAUGUUGAGUGACGGGCUCUGAUGUUGAAUGAAAAGCAUGUCCUAAAGACUUUACCCUUUCACAAGAAAACCUCUUACUUUUGUAUCCCUUGGUAAAAAAAUAAAUAAAUAAAAAAUCUCACUCAUAGAAUUUUUAACAAUAUUAGGUUCUGUUUAAGGAUUAAAUUAAAUAUAAAGAAGGAUUAUUUGUAUAAAGUUUUAUUGUGAAAUGGGAGCUGCUAGAAAAACACAUUUGUAAAACCACUAUCUUUACUUUUGUAGCUUUUUAAGAUUUCAGUGCUCGCCUCUGCUCAGCUCACAGACCAGCUUUCUGUGUGAGUGUGUCACUAGAAGUAAGUUAAUGAGUGCCCAACCUUGCAUGUGCAGAUCUCAGGUCAGAUCAGAUCUCCAGCAGCACACAGGAUUGCUUUCUCUUCCUCUGGGUGUGGAGCGGACUCCCAUUUGAUGCACGCUGAGGAGGGUGGGUGUUUCCCAGCCCCGGCCACUCGGAUGUUAGGAAAGAAUAGCUUUCUGCAUCCUACUCAGUCUGCUCUCCUGUCUCCCUCGCUCUCCCCCUCGUUUCAUCCAGCCUGUCUGAAAGUGCAGAGAGGGUGGAUUUCCACAAACCCACGUUGGCAGACUGUGUGUAGAAUGCUCCAUGGAUUUAACUUGUGAAGAAAGUUUUUGAAAAAGGAGGGACUUAGUAGCAGUUAUUGUCACUGUCUUUGCCAAAGGAGGCACCGCCGUUAAGAUUGCCCGCUUCUACUGCAGUAAAAACAAAAUCGAUGACUGAGAACUCUGCCUCUCAUGAUGGACAAGACAGGUGCUAAUGGGAUUCAGACCAGUGCCAAAGAGGGUGGUGUUCAGAGGAAGCAGCUGCCAUACUCAGUGGAGACUCCCUAUGGCUUCCACCUGGACCUUGACUUCCUCAAGUAUGUGGACGAUAUUGAAAAAGGCAACACCAUCAAAAGAGUGCACAUCCACCGCAGAAUAAAAGGCCCCGCUAAAUUCAGUACUUUGCCAAGAAACUUUAGCCUCCCUGGCCAUGGUGUUAGACCUACCCUGAAGGAAAAGGAUAGUGCAUGGCCUGGGACAUCCACUUUGGGACCAAAACCUAAAUCUCGGGUAACAGAGGUCCAACAGAUCUUUGACUUUAGGGGAGGUGAAGGAGGAACGUCUAGUUUUAGAGGACCAACUAGUCAAGGAACUGGAUUUGUGUCUGGAAAGCCCAGAGAAGAAAUGGGUGCUGGUACACAAGGUGUUGAAGACAAUACAGUAAGUCAAAGUCGGCCAAAUCUUCUUAGAGCAUCGAGCAUGCCCAUCACCCUCCAACAGCGCAAAGGUUCUGAUUCAAGCAGCCCUGACUGCACAACGGGAACACCUGAAAAUGGAUCAACAGAGAACAUGUUCCGUCCUUCACCGGACAUCACAGAAAGACGGUGCCUCCCACAAGAUCGAGCCGGUCUUCACCAGCAGAUUACUGUGGCACUAAAACGAGUCCGAGAACUAGAGGAGCAGGUCAAAACCAUCCCUGAACUAAAAGCUCAGAUCUGCUCAUUGAGAGAAGAGAGGGAAAAACUUUUGAAUCAACUGAAAGUCCAGACCCAAAUGCCUGUUUCUGCUUCAUCCUCUGCAGCAGCCAAAAGCCAAGAUGCUGCCACAGCCAUCCAUGUUAAAGGACCUUCAGUGGAUAAAGACCUGUCUCUUUUGACUCAAGACUCUGGGGGUUCAGAGGUGGCCAAAACUGUAUUUGAAGAAAAAGUCACAGAACAAGAUGAUGUAGCAACAGCUAAAGAGUUAUCUCAGGAGACUGCCAGAGCGCAGAGACUAACAGAACCGUCUGAAAAAUUAGACAAACAAAAAGAGACAUUCGAGCAUGCAGAGCAGAAGCUGCCUCAGGGCAUUCAAGGACAGAUGAUGAAAUCAUCUGAGGUCAACAUUAAAGAAAAUGAGACUCGCAAUACUAAAGAAAGCAAUACAGCAAAGGAGAUAAGAGUUGAGGACUGGGAUGGAGCACAGACGUUGCAGGAAAAGUUAAUGACACUGGAGGCAAAACUUACUCAGGCAAGCCAAGAACUAGAGAGAACUAACAAUCUUCUGAAGCAACAAAUACAAGAGAACAAAGCAAAAGAGGAGAGAAUUUUACAACUAAGCGAAGGAAUGAGAGUAGAAAUUUGUACCACACAAGCACACGAGCAGACGAGGAGAAGAAGCAUUGACAUGGGGACGGUUACAGAGAGAAUAGAUUGCACUAACCAGGAAACAGAGACAGAAUUACCUUCUACAAUAGAUCAAGGGACUGACACCGAUAGAAUCUCAGUGGAAGUUUGCGUACCCAAGCCCAGAACCGGGAGCAUAGAUCAAGGAAUGGUGACUACAAAAGUUGACACACACGACCAGACGACAGAGAUGGAGGCAGAAAUUAUGUCAGUGAUUCCACCUCGCCCCAGAGCCAACAGCAUGGAACGGGGCACUAUAACAGAGAGCAUCAUCACUCAGGAUCAGAUGACUGAGACGCCUGUAGCUGAGAGGGUAAACCAAGUCACAGAAACAGAGGGAGAAACGGUGACCGACCAUCCACAGAGGCCGAGAGCCAGCAGUGUAAAUCAAGGGACAGAGACAGAAAGAGUGGGUACUGUCGACAGGGUGACAGAAACAGAGAUAGCACAGAGGGCUGACCAGCAAACUGAGACACAGACUGAGAGAAGAUUGGACAAUAACCCGGCCAGAAGUGCAGAGGCACAGAGUGAAGAUGGAGGUGCUGUGGACAGUGAAAGACCAGAAGACAAAAGAACAAAUCAAGCAACUGCAGUGGAAUCUAAAAGUGUGGUUGCAGAGGUUACCGUAGAGAGUUCAAUUGCAGAAAGUACACUUGUGCAAACCGCAGUUAUAGAGGCCUUUAGUCGUACAGAAGAGACUCCUAGUCCUAGUCCCGUUUCUACGACAGCAAGUACUCUUGCAGAAGUCAGCCCAGUACAUGAUGACUCCAUAGCAAAGCAAAGUUCACAGAUUACAGAUAAAGAGGAACCAGUAAAAAUAGUUGAUGUAAGUCCAUCAGCCAAGAACAAGGUGAAGACUGAAGAUGUCUCAGCACCAUCAGAUAGCUCAGUAGUAACAGCAGUGGUUCCUGUUAGACCACAAAGAGGGCGGAAACCCUCAACAGAACAGGCACACCCAUCUAUUCAAAGUCAGGCAGGAUCUAUGGGCUCUCAAACAGAAUCAAACAAAGCGCAAGCACAGCAGAUCCAAACUAAAACCCAGCCCCAGGUUCGGGCCGUGGUUCAGGAAAAGACUCAAUCCCCUAUGACGUCCUCUGGACCGCCUAAAAAAGAUCAAGUCCCAUCAGUAUCUCAGGUUGAAGCUCAGAGUCCCACAGUGAAACUGAGUGAAGAGUCUAAAGUGAAGUUGCCUAAAGCACAAUCCAAAACGGAUGCUCAGAAAUCUUCAUCAGGUCCGAGUGAAGUUCAAGCUAGGCCCAAAUCCAUUCAAACCCAAUCUCAGUCUCAAGCAUCUGCAUCCCGUCGGGACUCAAAAGAGAUGAAAGCACCACAGAAGGGUGUGUCACAGCCUUCGAGUCGUUCUUCUGUGGAUACUAAAACCCACCCAACUCGACGAGUGUCUGAUGCUCAGUCUCAGGGGACACGUAGAUCUUCCAGUGAAAGCCAGCCGCCUCACAAAGGUGUGGGAGAGACACAAUCCUUGCGAAGAAGCUCCAAUGAGGCGGCUCCGCGUCGGGGCUCGAGUGAAGCUCAGGCCUUACGUAGAGAAUCUGGUGACGCCCAGGCUGCUCGCAGGGGUUCUAGUGAUUCCCCAACGUCUCCUGCAGCCUUGGGCCAAGUUGUAACUCGCCUAACUGGGCUUCUUGGAGAGCAAUGGGCACAACUGGGGAGCAGUUCUGGAACUCAACAGAUGGCCAGCCAGCAGGAGGUCCCCGUUGCACAGAAACAGACAGUGGGCAAAAAGGUUGAAGCAGGAAAGGGAACUGCAGCCAAGCCGGCAGGAAAAUCAGCUCCAGCAGCAACAGCAGCAGCAGCGACAACAGGGAAGCCAGCAGGGAAACCUGGUCCUUCUAAAAUGAGCUCUAUUCAGAGUCAACUGGUGAGCUCCCUUAGUGUUCUGUCUGCCUUCUACUCCCCAAGCCAGAAAGGAGCUGCUGCCAGCAAACAGCAAGAACAAGGUCUCAAAUCCAUUAUGAAGAAAAAUGGGGCUGCUGACAAGCAAGGAAACAAAGGAGCCAAGAAAAACCUGAAGUUUGUUGGAGUCAAUGGAGGCUAUGAAACGACAUCCAGCGAAGAAUCCAGCGGAGACGAGAAGUCAAAAGUGGAGGUGGAGAAAGGAGAGGAGGAGGAGGAGGACAGCCUGGAGCUAAAGGUGGAGAAGGAAAAGGAGCCAGAGGAGGCAGUGGAGGUCCAGGAGGGAGACGCAGAGGUCCCAACCGAGAAGGGGGAUGAGCCCGCUGACCAGAAGGAGGUCGAAAGAGGUCUGAUGGAUCCAGAAGGAGGACACGAGCUCCUGGAGGAGGAUGAAGGGGAGAAAGUGGAUAAGGGUUUCAUUGACGCCUGCGUUUACGUAAAGGACCGCAUGGAGGAGGUUUCAUCUCCAGAUAAAGAAAUGCGUCAGGUGCUGGUGGUUCUCUACCAGGAGUGGUUCAAGGUUUCCAGUCAGAAAGACUCUCAGGCCGAUACUGUCAGGUUAUACCUGCGGCAAGUGGGACUAACAACCCCUACCCUCCUGCCAUAUGUGGUUAACUUGACAGACGGCAACGGGAAUAUGGCUCUCCAUUACAGCGUGUCACACUCCAACUUCUCUGUGGUCAAACUGCUGCUAGACACCGGUCUGUGUGAGAUAGACAAUGUGAACAAGGCGGGCUACACACCUGUGAUGCUGGCUGCCCUGACGGCUGCAGAGAGUCCGGAUGAUCUGGAGGUGGCUCAUCAGCUGCUGAGACUGGGGGAUGUCAAUGCACGCUCCAGACAGGCAGGCCAGACAGCACUUAUGCUUGCAGUGAGGCAUGGCCGUGUUGCCAUGGUGAAGCUGCUCCUCAGCUGCGGUGCGGAUGUAAAUGCCCAGGACCGCGAGGGAUCCACGGCCCUGAUGUGUGCCAGCGAGCACGGACACACACACAUCGUCCGGCUGCUGCUGGAGACCGGACGCUGCGAUGCCAGCCUCACAGAUAAGAAUGGUCGCACAGCUUUAUCAGCAGCAGAGGAGGCCUCCCACCAAGACAUAGCCGAGCUCCUCAAGUCCGGUCCCUCUGAGCCCGCCUCAGGCGCCAGCCUCCUCUGAGAACCAGACAAGCUCCACAGCCUUCCAACUUCCACCCAAACACUCAAAAAAAAAAAAGGCGAGGAAACUUCAUUAAACUUCUAGGACAGGAGGAGUUUCUGUCACGGCCUUCCCACCAUGCCCUGUGAGUGGAUAUGCUGCAUCAAGUGGUCAAGUGUGGGUGGAAAACCGGAUCACCAUGGCGAUGGAAGUGACUUCAGACAGGGUGGGACGAUGGGUGACCAUACUCCGAGCUGCUGCUGCUGCUUCUCCUCAUCGACUCAAAGCAAAAUAAUAAGCACAUGAUCUACCUUUCAGAUAUAUAGUACAUUAUUUUCUGUUAUGGCAUUAAUAUUUUUUCAGGUUUUAACCUAAGCCAUUGUUUGAGAGCAUAUUAUAACAUAGAAUGUUACUCUAACGAAAUAUAAUCCUAAAAAGA
Messenger RNA from Oryzias melastigma (Indian medaka), 6448 nucleotides. RefSeq names its product KN motif and ankyrin repeat domains 4 (gene kank4). Gene Ontology annotation, molecular function: protein binding. Bases 1552 to 6030 code for a protein of 1492 amino acids. NCBI's taxonomy places the organism in Eukaryota, Metazoa, Chordata, Actinopteri, Beloniformes, Adrianichthyidae. Gene Ontology annotation, biological process: negative regulation of actin filament polymerization. Gene Ontology annotation, cellular component: cytoplasm; cytoskeleton. The record is from RefSeq and is a predicted model, not a curated record. The transcript is spliced from 10 exons.